Molecule: messenger RNA, 726 nt
Organism: Colletotrichum lupini
Lineage: Eukaryota; Fungi; Ascomycota; Sordariomycetes; Glomerellales; Glomerellaceae
Exons: 1
Coding region: 1-726 (241 amino acids)
Source: RefSeq, a predicted model, not a curated record
AUGACCGACCUGGGCAACGGCAGAACACAUAGGCACCCGCCAUGCGAUCCUGGUCCGUCCUUUGUGGGGGCCGUAAUUUCGCCCUCUCAUCGGCCAACACUCAUCAUCAACCACCACCAACGCCAACAUCAUUCAGACUUAACAAUCCUUCGUCUCGCCUGGCGGGAGCUCGUUCCUCGUCAAGCCUUUGAUCUGAUCGAUGUAAUCGAAGCAAUUGAUGUGAACUCGGAUUCGCCUCGAAACUUCCUUGUUCAUCAGUAUCAGCAUCUUCACCCUUCACCACCUCACAACCUCACCCCAACCGACCAAAAGAUGCCCUCCGUCAUCAACGGCAACCUCUCCCGCCGCCCCUACACCGUCCUUGAAUCCGCAACCCGAAUAUCCCACAUCCUCCACCACCCCUCCCUCCUCACGCCGCGCGAGGUCGUGUUGGGAAUCUACCUCGUCCACAUAACCUACUGCACCGUCCUCACGCUCCGCAGCAUCGGUUACCUCGUCUUCGAGGCCGGCGGGCAGGACAUGUGGUGCCCGGCGGACCCGCCUGUGCCAGAGUGGUAUCCGCCCGGGUGGAAGGGGGAGCUGAGUCGGUGGGAUUGCUUCCGGAUGUUGAGGUGGAUGGUGCUGAGGAGGGUUGGGGCUUUGGGGUAUGAGGUUUUUGCGUGGGGUGUAAUGGGGGUGCUGGGUGCGGUUUUGGCAGAGGAGGGGGUUAGAUGGGUUAGAAGAUGA